GUCUCGGCCGAGCGCGGCUUGAAGCGCAGGACAGGGGGGUCCCGGGUCGCCCUCCCGGGGCAGCUCGGCGCUAGCUGUGAAGCGCCUGGCCCCAUCCCACCCCUGCGCUCUCUAUGUGAGGCUCCCGGAUGGCGAUAGACCGGCGACGCGAAGCGGCUGGCGGAGGCAGGCAACUGCCGGAGGAGAACGGGUCCCUGCCGGCCGGGGAGGCGGGCUCGGCGGCGGCUGCAACAGCGAUACUGGCGGUGGCUCCCCCAGCGCCCGCGGAGAUCCAGACCCUGCCGCCGCCCGCCGCCGGCUCCUGCAGCCCCCUGCUGCUGGACUACGAUGGCUCGGUGCUGCCUCUCCUCGGCGGGCUGGGCGGCGGGUACCAGAGGACCCUGGUGCUGCUCACUUGGAUCCCGGCCCUUUUCAUCGGCUUCAGCCAGUUCUCGGACUCCUUCCUGCUGGACCAGCCCGAUUUCUGGUGCCGGGAGGCCGACGGGCAGGGCAACGGGACGGGCCACUUGACCCGGGGCUCCGCUAACCACAGCCAGAGCAGCGGCGCCGGGAUGCUGGGGACUCCGGCGCUGCCCACUCUGCCGCCGGGAGACAACGCCAGCCAGUGCCACUGCCACGAGUGGCAGUACCGGAUCCGGGCCGGCCUCGUCCAGAACGUCGUGAGCAAGUGGGAUCUUGUUUGUGAAUCUUCCUGGAAAGUCCAUAUUGCUAAAUUCUCCCUACUGGUAGGCUUAAUCUUUGGCUACUUGAUAACAGGAUGUAUAGCUGACUGGGUUGGUCGACGGCCAGUGCUACUCUUCUCGGUCAUAUUCAUUCUUAUAUUUGGACUGACUGUGGCUCUCUCAGUAAAUGUGACAAUGUUCAGCACGCUCAGGUUUUUUGAAGGGUUUUGCCUGGCUGGAAUAAUCCUCUCCCUGUAUGCACUGCGAAUAGAACUCUGUCCUCCUGGACACCGCUUCAUGGUCACCAUGGUGGCAAGCUUCAUUGCAAUGGCAGGACAGUUCCUCAUGCCAGGGCUGGCUGCCCUCUGCAGGGACUGGCAGGUUCUCCAGGCGGUCAUCAUCUGCCCUUUCCUACUGAUGCUGUUUUACUGGGUUAUUUUCCCGGAGUCCCUUCGGUGGCUGAUGGCUACACUACAAUUUGAGGCAUCCAAGAAACUUAUUCUUCACUUCACUAACAAGAACGAGAUGAACAUUGAAAGUGAUAUCAAAGGAGUGAUGCCCGAGCUGGAGAAGGAGCUUACCAGGAGGCCCAAGAAGGUCUGCAUUGUUAAAGUAGUGGGAACCAGGAACCUGUGGAAAAACAUUGUAGUAUUGUGUGUGAACUCGCUGACCGGAUUUGGGAUACAUCACUGCUUUGCAAAAAGCAUGAUGGGUCAUGAAGCGAAGAUGACGAUCACCCACAAUUUCUAUGCAGACUACUAUACCAUGGCAGGGAUUGCUCUGGCAUCCUGCCUGGCUAUGUGCCCCGUCGUUGGGUUUCUAGGGCGAAGAGGAGGACUGCUGCUGUUCAUGAUUCUGACAGCUCUGGCAUCGCUUCUACAGUUAGGCCUUCUCAACUUGAUUGGAAAAUAUAGUCAACUUCCAGACUCAGGUAUGAGUGACAGCGUCAAGGACAAAUUCUCUACUGCAUUUUCCAUUGUGGGUAUGUUUUCAUCCCAUGCUGUUGGAAGUCUUAGUGUUUUCUUCUGUGCUGAAAUCACACCAACAGUAAUAAGGGGAGGUGGACUUGGACUUGUCCUGGCCAGUGCAGGCUUUGGUAUGCUGACUGCACCUAUAAUGGAGCUUCAUAACCAGAAAGGCUACUUUCUGCACCAUGUGAUCUUUGCCUGCUGUACGCUCAUUUGCAUCAUCUGUAUUCUUCUCUUGCCGGAGAGCAAGAACCAAAACCUGCCUGAGAACAUCCCAGACGGCGAACACUACACCAGGAAGCCCCUCCUGCCACACAAGAAAGGGGAGCAGCCCCUGCUUCUGACAAACUCUGAACUCAAGGAUUACUCUGGCCUCCACGAUUCAUCAGCUGUGGGCGACGGGGUGUCCGAGAAUACCACUGCCAAUGGGAUGUAACUGGGCAGAUUUUUUUUUGGGAGAAAGAGCACUUUGGGUGGGGGUGUUUUGCACGGAUUUGCAGACCAGUGAUGAAACAGAUGAAUACAUUGGGGGAAUUCAGCUCUGCUGCUAAAGCCCACUUAUUGUAGGAAUCUUCAACUGGUAUACAAAUUACUUUUGAAAAGUUAUGGGGGAAAUAACGAAUAUGAGAAAAGAAGUGGCCAGAGAUAACCCUUCCAAACUUUCUUUUCCUGGAAUUAAAUAUUUAUAUUUAUUUUGAUUAUCAUUUUAAAAAAGCACUUUACACCCUUUUCACUGAUCACAUGAAUGAAGCCAUCUUAUUUCAAGAGGUGCAGCCAUUCCAAAAAAGAAAUGGUGUGAUGUUUUUUGUUUUUGUGUUUUGUUAAAGGAAAGAGGUAUCUCUGCUGCAAAGUUAAAUCCACUGAAACUUAGGCUAGCGCAACAUUAGUUCUGCCUGUCCAGAAAGUCAGAUCCCCCAGGUUGCCUGCUCUGUUUGUACAAACAACAAAAAACCUGUUGUAAUUCAAAUUCUGACUGCAUUUUAUUUAGCGUAAAUUAGGUUUUGAUAGUGUCCCUGUAUGUAUUUAAAAGUUAUUUUCUAAAUUAAAGUAGAGUUGAUUUUUUACUGUAGUUAAAGCAAUCAGCAAAAUACUACACAAACUAGCUUAGUUUUUCAAUCAGCCCUAUACAUUUUAAAUAUCACAUUCGGCUCUUUUAGAGAUUUCUUGCAAGUGAUUAAUAAUAAUAUAAAUUGUAAUGAAUUGACCACCAGUGGUAAAAUUAGAUUUACCAAGAAUGGUUUUAACUAACAGGAGGUCCAAUAUCUGUAUCCUAGUGUUCCAGAGAAUAUUUUUGGUCAAAGGAGACAAAAUGUAGGAGUAUUGGCUACAAUCUGAAAUGCUUGCUCCAAAAGGGAGUUUAGCUGAAAUUUCCACUAGUUACAAGAGCUGUGACAUUGCAUGCCCUAACUGUUUAAUGCCUAUUCUUAUUUAAAUUUAUUUUAUUAGAAUAAAAGGGAAUGAAUUGAUUAUUUGAAUAAAUACUGAAGAUGGGGAAAAAAAGGAAGGGCUGUUUAAAAUGUUACUUAAGUAGAGGUCAAGAGGGCACUCCCUAUGAAAUGGAUCAUCUUUAAUUAUACAUUUUUAAAACCUCCUGUCCAAGCCAGAAUUGUGAUUACUAUAUAUUUUGCUGUCUCUUGUUUGCUAUUUCUGACCCAAGAAUUUACAAUGAACUUCCACCUUAAUCCCACCAAAAAUGUGCUUUUGUAGAUUCUC
Molecule: messenger RNA, 3343 nt
Organism: Chelonoidis abingdonii (Abingdon island giant tortoise)
Lineage: Eukaryota; Metazoa; Chordata; Testudines; Testudinidae
Gene: SLC22A23
Product: solute carrier family 22 member 23
Biological process (GO): transmembrane transport
Cellular component (GO): membrane
Molecular function (GO): transmembrane transporter activity
Source: RefSeq, a predicted model, not a curated record